This is a messenger RNA of Misgurnus anguillicaudatus (oriental weatherfish), 2543 nucleotides long. It is a transcript of the gene loxl3a, whose product is annotated as lysyl oxidase-like 3a. Lineage: Eukaryota; Metazoa; Chordata; Actinopteri; Cypriniformes; Cobitidae. Gene Ontology annotation, cellular component: membrane. Gene Ontology annotation, molecular function: copper ion binding; protein-lysine 6-oxidase activity. The record is from RefSeq and is a predicted model, not a curated record. Gene Ontology annotation, biological process: collagen fibril organization; peptidyl-lysine oxidation.
CCUCUUUCUCUCUCUCUCUCUCUCUGCAGUCCUGUGAUUUCUCCUGACGCUCUGAACUUACACUGACUGAUCAAAGUGUGAUCAGAUGUACCUACGACCACUCAAUUUCUCAGGAAAUCUGUGCUGAAAUCUACCUCCUGGAUUCAGUCAUGCUGCGCAGGGGAUUGUGGGAAACGUUGGUUGCCAUGGUGCUUUGGGCAGUCUGGCUGCCCUCCUGUCUUGGCCAGACCACCUUACCCUCUCAGGAUGGAAAAAUUAAGAUCCGUCUGGCCGGAUACCCACGCAAGCACAAUGAAGGGAGAGUGGAAGUGUUUUACAACGGAGAGUGGGGCACUAUCUGCGAUGAUGACUUCACCUUGACCAACGCUCAUAUUCUGUGUCGCCAUCUAGGGUUUGUGGAGGCAACAAGCUGGUCGCACAGUGCCAAGUAUGGAGCGGGCACCGGUAAAAUCUGGUUGGAUAACGUCAUAUGUGAAGGCUCAGAAAACAGCAUUGAGAAAUGUGUGUCCCGGGGCUGGGGAAACAGUGAUUGUACUCAUCAGGAGGAUGCUGGCGUGGUCUGUAAGGACGAGAGACUUCCGGGCUUCACAGACUCCAAUGUUAUUGAGAUGCAAGUGGACAAAAACCGAUUGGAAAAGCUUCGCCUGCGUCCCCUCUCAGGUGCUCAUCCCAUAACAGAGGGAUUGAUAGAGGUGAAGUUUAAGGAAGGAUGGGGUUACAUAUGCAACAAUAACUGGAGCACUAAAAACUCUCGGGUGGUGUGUGGCAUGCUGGGAUUCCCUUCGCAGAAAUCUAUGACAAAAGUUCUUCACAGUCCCAAGACUUUGUACAGAAUCCAAUCUGUGUCCUGCACAGGGAACGAGGCUCAUCUUUCAGCAUGCAUUAUGGAGUUCAGUAAGACAAACUCUAGCGCCCCCUGUCCCAACGGAGGACCCGCAGCAGUCAGCUGUGUGCCCGGCCCGCUCUUCACACGUGGAACAGCACGCAGGGUCAAACAUAAUCCAGUGUCUAUGGUGCGUCUGAAGGGUGGAGCCAAGACUGGGGAAGGUCGUGUGGAGGUCCUGAAGGAUAAUGAAUGGGGCACGGUUUGUGAUGACCACUGGAACCUGCAGUCGGCUAGCGUGGUGUGCAGAGAACUUGGAUUUGGCACCGCUAAAGAGGCCCUGACCGGAGCACGAAUGGGCCAAGGCAUGGGUCACAUUUACAUGAAUGAGGUUAGGUGUCAUGGGGAGGAGAAAAGCUUGUGGGAUUGUCCUCAUAACAACAUCACGACUGGAGACUGCAAACACAUGGAGGAUGCAUCUGUCAUCUGCAACAUUCCCUACAUGGGCUACGAGAAAACGAUUCGUCUGACAGGAGGUCGAACGAGGCUGGAGGGGAGGGUGGAGCUGCUGCUCUCUACAGCCAGCGGGGUGAAGGAUUGGGGUCUUAUCUGUGGGGAUGGAUGGACGAAUCGUGAAGCCAUGGUAGCCUGCAGACAGCUGGGGCUGGGACAUGCCAGCAGUGGCCUGAGAGAAACGUGGUACUGGGACAGCAGUAAUGUUACAGAGAUGGUGCUGAGCGGGGUAAAAUGCAAAGGAGAUGAAAUGACUUUGACCGACUGUCAGCAUCAUUCUGUAGUCAGCUGUAAGAGAGCAGGGGCGCAGUUUUCCGCUGGCAUAAUUUGCUCAGACGCGGCAUCUGACUUGGUCCUUAAUGCCUCAUUGGUGGAGCAGACGGUUUACAUCGAGGACCGACCCCUGCACCUGCUGUACUGCGCUGCGGAGGAGAACUGUCUCGCCAAAUCAGCUGCCAAAGCCAACUGGCCGUACGGCCAACGUCGCCUGCUUCGUUUCUCCGCCCAGAUCCACAACAUCGGCCGAGCUGACUUCCGGCCACGUCUCGGUCGCCACUCGUGGGUCUGGCACGAAUGCCACAGGCACUAUCACAGUAUGGAUAUCUUCACCUAUUAUGACCUGCUGUCUCUAAACGGGACCAAAGUGGCAGAUGGACAUAAAGCCAGCUUUUGUCUAGAAGACACAGCAUGCCAUACAGGUGUUUCAAAACGAUAUGAAUGUGCCAACUUUGGUGAGCAGGGCAUCACGGAGGGAUGUUGGGAUUUGUACAGACAUGACAUCGACUGCCAGUGGAUUGACAUUACAGAUGUCAAACCAGGAAACUACAUAUUACAGGUUAUAAUAAACCCUAACUUUGAGGUAGCUGAGAGUGACUUUACCAACAACGCCAUGCGGUGCAACUGCAAAUAUGAUGGUAACCGCGUCUGGUUACACAGAUGUCAUCUUGGCGAUUCUUUUAGUGAGGAGGCCGAGAAAGAGUUUGAGCAUUAUCCCGGCCAGCUCAACAACAAGAUCUCAUAACAUUUUGUUAACGGCAAACCCAGGGAUUCCAAGUACUGCAAGAACCACAAGGAUCUCGAAUGAGACAUUUUAAUCACUUCAUAUAACAGUUGAUCUCAUUCAGAUCUGAUGCUACUGUGGUCCAAUAAGAUAUUAUUAUAAAGAGUUUAGUCUUAUAUUAAAUCAUUGUUGUGUUUCUGAUUACAA